This is a messenger RNA of Raphanus sativus (radish), 2042 nucleotides long. Its product is annotated as alpha-mannosidase I MNS5. The record is from RefSeq and is a predicted model, not a curated record. Gene Ontology annotation, cellular component: endoplasmic reticulum; membrane. Gene Ontology annotation, molecular function: mannosyl-oligosaccharide 1,2-alpha-mannosidase activity; calcium ion binding. The transcript has 15 exons. Gene Ontology annotation, biological process: endoplasmic reticulum mannose trimming; mannose trimming involved in glycoprotein ERAD pathway; carbohydrate metabolic process. Bases 74 to 1831 code for a protein of 585 amino acids. NCBI's taxonomy places the organism in Eukaryota, Viridiplantae, Streptophyta, Magnoliopsida, Brassicales, Brassicaceae.
UUAGAGAAGUCUCAUUGGUCCGUCAUCUUCUAGCUGACGACGAUUCGAGAUCAUCAGACCCAGGAUAGGAUGAAUGCACAUCAUCACCAUCGAUUUUAUUAGCUUCUUCUCCUACGGCUUUGUCAUGAUUCGUGCUCUCCAUCUCAAGCAUGUAUACAUAUGCUUCCUUAUUUCUUUCGCAUUCUUCAUCGACCCCUCCUCGCAGCAUGUCAAGAAGAUACAAAUGCGAGAGAAAGUCCGCGAGAUGUUCUAUCAUGCGUAUGACAACUACAUGACUUACGCAUUUCCGCAUGAUGAGUUAAAGCCAAUUACAAAAAGUUUCACAGACUCCCUCAGUGAGCUUGGCAAUCUCAAGCUUGAACACCUGCCGGCAGAUUAUAAUGGAUCAGCUGUUACACUUGUUGAAUCUUUGUCCAGCCUUGCUAUAUUGGGGAACAGUACAGAAUUUGAAAAGAGGGUUCUCUGGCUCUCAGAGAAUCUAACAUUCGAUGUUGAUGUACGGGUCAACCUUUUUGAGUGCAAUAUAAGACUUCUUGGAGGACUUAUCUCUGCUCAUCUUCUUGCAAUUGAUUCAACUAAUAGGUUGAUCCAGGGCUCCUACAACAAUCAGCUUCUUCGUUUAGCCGAAGACCUUGGAAACCGCUUUUUGCCAGCGUUCGAAACACCCACAGGAUUACCUUAUGCAUGGAUUAACUUUAAGAACGGAGUAAUGGAGAAUGAGACAACUGAAACAAGCACUUCAGGAUGUGGUUCUCUCAUUCUUGAAAUGGGAGCAUUGUCACGGCUCACUGGUGACCCUAGAUUUGAAUCAGUUGCACUUCGUGCGCUUCGUCAGCUAUGGAGGAUGCGCAGUUCGUUAGAUCUGCUUGGGACAACAUUAGAUGUGGUAACUGGGGAAUGGCUAGAGUAUUCCUCCGGUAUUGGAGCUGGAGUUGACUCUUUCUAUGAAUACCUCAUGAAGGCUUAUAUUCUUUUUGGAAAGGAAGAUUACUGGCGAAUGUUUCGUUCGGCGUAUCUGGCAUCUCAAAAGUACUUCAGAUAUGGGCCUUGGUACCAUGAAGCUAAUAUGUGGAGUGGGAAACCAACUUAUUGGCAGCUCACAAGUCUGCAGGCGUUUUGGCCUGGUCUACAGGUUCUUGUUGGGGAUGUCGCAGCUGCAAAUUCAUUGCACCGGGAGUUUUUCCAUGCAUGGGAGAAGUUUGGUGUUAUACCUGAAAGGUAUCUACUGGAUCAUCAAAUGAUACAUCCUACUGAGAGGUACUAUCCACUGCGUCCUGAAUUAGCAGAGUCCACGUUCUACCUAUACCAAGCUACAAAAGAUCCAUGGUACCUAGAUGUUGGUGAAGCAAUGGUGAAAUCUCUUAAUCGGUAUACGAAGGUGGCAGGGGGUUUUGCAAGUGUUAGAGAUGUGACGACCAUGCAACUGGAAGAUCACCAGCACAGUUUCUUUCUCGCUGAAACGUGCAAGUACUUAUAUCUCCUCUUCGAUGAUUCAUUUGUGGCGAAAAGAAAUUAUGUAUUCACAACCGAGGGCCAUCCUAUACAUGUUAUGAGCUCCUGGCAUGAGAAACUACCAGAAAGUUAUUUCUCUGGCAACUGGACGGUUUCAAAGAGUGGAGAAUGGGAAAGUGGAGCAAGUGCAUUGUCAAUGAAAGUCUGUCCAUCGAUAGCUCCAAACUCUAGAUUUACUGAGCAACAUAGAGAGAGUGUUUGCCAUGUUCCUGACCAGAAAAUAGAUCAUAGGUGUUGGAGCAACAGAGAGUGUGGAGUUGACGCCACUACUUGUAGACAAAGAUCCUGCAGCGAAGCUGGAUUCUGCGGCUUGUGGUAGGAAACCCCUUAUAAGUUAUACAUACAACUUUUCUGACUUAAAAAACAGAAUACCAGAAGUGGGGUUUAUGAAUAGACACUGUAAAGUAAUUCGGAAAGACAAGUUUUGUUGGACAGGAAAAUAUAGAGUUGUUGUAUCACUGUCUAAUGUAUCAUCAGAUCUUGACAUGCUUUUUAUGUCUUUUUCAAUUCGCCUACUGAUUAACAUAGAA